Messenger RNA from Hydra vulgaris (swiftwater hydra), 1060 nucleotides. RefSeq lists its product as uncharacterized. The record is from RefSeq and is a predicted model, not a curated record. Lineage: Eukaryota; Metazoa; Cnidaria; Hydrozoa; Anthoathecata; Hydridae.
AUCUUUUUUACAACAUCAUGAAGAAAACGCUUUUAAAAUUGCAAUGGCAGUAAAUGCUCCUCUUGACCUAAAAUCCUAUCUUCGAUAUGUUGACGAUAGUCAUGCUAGAUUUUCUAACGCUCAAGAAGCAGAACAAUUCCUAAUUAUCUUGAACAAACAACACCCUGCAAUACAAUAUACAAUCGAAAUUGAAAGUGAAAAUAGAACUCUAAACUUCCUCGAUUUAACCAUAGUAAAUAACACCAAAGGUAAAUACGAGUUUAAAGUUUACAGAAAGGACGCCAUUACAAAUAUUCAAAUUAAACCUCACUCAAAUCAUGACCCCAAAAUUCUAAACGCAAUAUUUAAAGGUUACGUUCACAGAGCUUACUCUAUAUGCAGUGAUUUAUAUUUAGAAGAUGAAAUUAGUUUCCUAAUUCACGUAUUUAAAGAGAAUGGAUACAACAUAUGUCAACUUACACGCAUUGCAAACUUAAUCGGAAAUAAACGGUCCAUAAAAAGCAACAAAAUUCAAUCAGGUCCUUUUAAUCUCCCUACUGUAUCAUUACCGUGGAUACCAUCACUAUCCCCAAAAUUAAGGAAAAUAUUUCGGAAAGUUGGCUAUAAAGUAGUCUUCAAAUCAAAUCCUAAUUUAAGAACACUUUUAACAUCAAAAAACAAAACUAAAUUGCCACAAAAUAGUCAACCCGGAAUUUAUCUAAUUGAAUGUGAAUGCUCAAAGAGAUACGUAUGCGAAACCAAACUUCAAAUUAGGACUCGAAUUCAACAACAUCAAAAAAGUUUAAACGAGGGGAAACAUUAUCAGUCGACAAUAGCCACCCAUAAUAAGUUUUGCUCACAAGAAAUAAAGUGGGAGGAUGUUAAAACAAUUAAAGUGGAAACAAAAAAGUUUGAUCGAAAAGUGCGCGAAGCUCUUGAAAUACAGAGGUAUCAAUGUUCUCCUUUAAAUGGUGGCAUUAAUCUAGAUAACGGGCAAUUUGUUAAAACUAAAUUUUGGACUCCGUUUUUUACAUUUUUACGUAAGCAAGAAAGAAGCCAUUCAAUUGCUGACGUCAGUUAG